This is a messenger RNA of Cavia porcellus (domestic guinea pig), 3474 nucleotides long. It is a transcript of the gene Eef1akmt2, whose product is annotated as EEF1A lysine methyltransferase 2. The record is from RefSeq and is a predicted model, not a curated record. Gene Ontology annotation, molecular function: protein-lysine N-methyltransferase activity. Bases 87 to 809 code for a protein of 240 amino acids. Lineage: Eukaryota; Metazoa; Chordata; Mammalia; Rodentia; Caviidae. Gene Ontology annotation, cellular component: cytoplasm. The transcript is spliced from 6 exons.
CCUCCCCCACCCCCGCCCCCUGUGUCCGCUCUGCCUGCGCCGCGUCUCUAUGGCGGCCCCAACGGCUCACUUCUUGGCUGAGGAAAAUGAACGCGGGCGCUGAAGUUGACCAUAGUUGCGCUACGGUUGCUGCGCUACCGGCAAGGUCCCGAGAAGACAGUCUCGAGGAGGAUAGCUUUGUCCCAUCGGCGCUGGGGACCCGAGAGCAUUGGAAUGCUGUCUAUGAGAGAGAACUACAAACUUUCCAAGAAUAUGGAGAUGUGGGAGAAAUCUGGUUUGGUGAAGAGAGUAUGACUCGACUAAUAAGGUGGAUGGAGAAACACAAGAUCCCAUUGGAUGCAUCAGUGCUUGAUAUUGGAACUGGAAAUGGUGUUUUCCUGGUUGAACUUGCAAAAUUUGGCUUCUCUGAUAUUACUGGAAUUGAUUAUUCUCCUUCUGCCAUUCAGCUUUCUGGAAGUAUUGUAGAGAAAGAAGGGUUAUCUAACAUUAAAUUGAAGGUGGAAGACUUUUUGAAUCUUUCUACAGAGCUGUCUGGAUUUCAUAUUUGUAUUGACAAAGGGACUUUUGAUGCCAUAAGUCUUAAUCCUGACAAUGCAAUUGAGAAGAGGAAGCAAUAUGUGAAGUCUCUCUCCAUGGUGUUGAAAGUAAAAGGCUUUUUUCUAAUAACCUCAUGUAAUUGGACCAAGGAAGAGUUGCUAAAUGAAUUCAGUGAAGGAUUUGAACUUUUUGAAGAGUUGUCAACACCCACAUUCAGCUUUGGAGGCAGAUCUGGACACAGCGUAGCAGCAUUGGUUUUUCAGAAAAAGUGAAACUUUCUCUUGGAAAAAUUCAGGUAGCUUUUUAAAAGAAGCUACAGAGAAAAGCAAACCUGGUACAGAAAAUAGAAGGACAAAUAAAUGCUUAGUAAGUACACAGAAUAUACAGGGUGACUAGUUGUAAUGGGAUGAUGAAAAUAAUGUCUAUGUAAGUGGUUGUUCUUAAGAGAUUGAUGAAGAAUAAUUUUAAGUUUGCUUUUAUACAUGAAAUAUAAAUGUUUUCCUUUGUUUGCCUUAAAACAAUUUCUUGUGACUGCUAAGCAAUUAGUAAAUUAUUUUGCAAAAAGCAUGUAUUCUUGAUUUUUGUGCAUUGGUAAAGUGGAAUUCAAUAUGACUAUUUAGGAAGAUUACCCCAAACUCAUUGAGGUCCAGAAUAACAACACAACUUUCUUAAUAUUUUAUGAGGAUAUGAAAUAUAAAAAUAUUAUUUUGGGUUGAGUGGUGGUUACUUUUAAAAUAGUUUAAUAGCUGGGAAGAACUUCUUGACCUUCACAUAUGUAAUUAGGAAAAAUAGAAAUGUAUCAGUUGAUCAGGAAAUACUUAUUGCCAGGUUUGGUGGUGCACGUCUAUAAUCCCAGCAUUUGGGGAUCUCAGGCAGGGGGAUCUCAGGCAGGGGGAUCUCAGGCAGGAGGAUCGCAAGUUUGAGGCCACCUUGGACUACAUAGCAAAACUCUGUCUCAAAAAACAGAAACCAAACCAAAACAAAAAAAUAAUUGAAUUUUGUCAUUCUGAGAAAGGGUGGUAUCAGUUAUAUAAACCCUCAGGGCUAUAGAGGCAAAUGUUCUAGUUAGGGGCUAAUUUAGCAAGACAGUGAAUUUAUUGCUUUGAAAAGAUAAGGAGGCUGGGGAUUUAGCUCAGUGGCCUAGCAUUUAGCAGGUACCCAAAACCCUGGGUUUAAUCCCCAGUACUGCAAAAACAGAAACAGCAACAAAGGUACUACUUAAUGCCAUUUUACAUCAGGUUAGUUUUUUAAUAUUUGGGUUGUUUUUUAAUAUUGGAGUCAUAAUGCAAAGUUUUCAAAAGUGAUAGCAUUUGAUGAUUUUUUUUUUAGCUUUUUGGUUCCAUCGGGUUACAAAACUAACAAUUUUUGUUGUUUAGUAAAUGUUCUUCCAUAAUUAAGUCUUGCAUUAUAUCUUGUUUCUUUUAUGAGGGUUGGAGGUUGGAUGAAUCUUAGAUCAACAUUAAUGUUACUCUUAGGCAGCAUAGCUAAAGAUAUUUUACGUGGAGCAGUUUUACAAGGAGCAAUUUGGGAAAGCAUUUAUAAAGUAUAAAAAGUGAGAAAUUACUUAAAAAUGUAUCCAAUUUAAACAUUUUAAAAAUUGUGUUGGUUUUUAUGUGAGCUCUUAAAUUAUAGGAACAUAACAAUUAUAAUUUAUUGAGGAUCUGUUUUUUUCACAUUAAUAGUCUGUGGUUUUGAAUAUAAUACUAACUAAAUAAGUAAUCUUUUAGAAUUUUGAGUAACCAGUAAAAGCACCAAUCCAACAAAAUAGGUUUUCUACAUGUGACUAGACAGACAUUAAAUUUGAUUCACGGAAAACUCGAAAUAGGUCUUUGUUUAAAAACAAAAACCCAAAAAAACUGUUUUGAGUCCUUGGUAGGGCAUGUUUGUUCCAUUUGUAAAGGUAAAGCCUUUUUUGUUCUUUUUUUUAAUCAUGGAGCUAUUGAUAAGGUUAGGAAAAGGGAACUGUGAUUCUUCUUACCACUUUAAUCUUGGUAGAAGACAGCUUUUUAAUGAUUGAAAUCAGAAUAAAUGGGAAGCACAACAUCCUAAUGUGAAAUUAUAUUUUCAGAUAAUACUAAGCUAUUAGAAACUGGGCCAUUAAAUGUCACCAGUUAAUGAAAUAACCCAUAAACGCAUUAUUAUUAAACUUAGUAUUGUUAAAUCUUACGCAUUGGCCGGCAACUAUGAACAAAAUUAUACAGUUAUAAAAAAGAGCGGUAAGUUAUGUAAUGAAUGCUGUUUUCUAUGGAUAAGAAGUUGGAAUUGUAAUUUUAUUUAAUCAAAAGGCUCUUAUUUUGAGGAAACUUGUUUGAAAUGCAAAUGAGAUUGCUCGGAGAAGCCUGCUCAGAAUUGUUGCUUUUCAUGAUGAUGUUACUGCUGUAUAACCAGCUACUUCUACAUGUUAGAAGUAUGUACAAAUGCAAGUCCAAAGGGAAUGGGAUGGGCUCUACCAGUUAACAUAUCGAAAGUUUUAAAAACAGUUUGUUUUAAGCCCAGUGCACAAGUUAAGAGUUACUUUACUGGGCUGGCAUUUAUGUAUAUAAGGAUCAAACCUGACACUACUUUUAGCAAUUUUACUCAAGCUAUUUAAAAAUAAAUGCAUUCUUUGAGUUUUUUCUGCAUCACAGUAGAAAUGAGCUUGCUUUUCUUCAUCUGUGAUAAAUAUGCGAUCUUUUGUUUAAUUUGAGGGAAGAAGUAUACUAAACAUAUACAAAAGGCAGUCUUUAUGAAUAAUAUGCUCCAAUUCACUUACAAUAUGUUUUCAAAUUUCUAGAAUACUGAAAUACAGUAUUGUAUAUUGGCCUCAUUUCAUAUUCACCCAUAGUAUAACAGAAAACUUAAUUUUUAAGAAAUGUAUGUUAGUAAUUUUUAUAUAAUUUAAAAUGAUUUUCCUCAAAUUGGUAUGCAAAGAAAUAAAAGCCUUCCAGUUUAUCUUAA